CAAGAUCCAGCAGCUGCGCAGGUCUGACCCAGCUGCCUUUGAGUCCCGCCUGGAGAAGCGCAGUGAGUUCCGAAAGCAGCCAGUGGGGCACUCCAAACAAAGUGAUUUUAUCAGACAGAUGCCUUGGGGAAACAGCCUGUGAGCAAAGGAUUCACUAAGGACAAGACUCUCAGUUCAGUCUUCAAUGUUGAGAUGGUGAAGGACAAAACCGGAGAGGAAAUAAAACAGAUUUGGCAGCAGUAUUUUUCAGCAAAAGACACUGUCUACGCAGUUAUUCCUAAAGAGAAGUUUGAUGUGAUCUGGAACCGGGCUCAGUCCUGCCCAACAUUUCUUUGUGCACUACCAAGAAGGGAUGGUUAUGAGUUCUUUGUAGGACAAUGGACAGGUACAGAGCUCCACUUCACUGCACUUAUAAAUAUUCAGACCCGAGGGGAUGCAGCAGCCAGCCAGCUGAUUUUAUACCACUAUCCUGAACUUAAGGAAGAAAAGGGCAUAGUGCUGAUGACAGCAGAAAUGGAUUCCACAUUUCUGAACGUUGCCGAGGCGCAGUGCAUCGCCAAUCAGGUUCAGCUCUUCUACGCCACUGAUCGGAAGGAGAUCUAUGGGCUAGUAGAGACCUUUAACUUCAGACCAAAUGAGUUCAAAUAUAUGUCUGUCAUCGCUGAAUUGGAGCAAAGUGGACUUGGAGCAGAACUGAAAUGUGCCCAGACCCAAGAUAAGACUUAGAGAUAUCUGGAUUGGCCCUUCACAGUGCUGACUCAGUCCUGGAUAGCCUGAAGCCCACCCACGCCCUUGAAUUCCAGAGCUCAGCAUCUGCAGCAAGCAGUCUGUCAAGAGUUACUGUGUGUGCAAGAAGUGAUUGUGGACCUGAACCCUACUACUUGAUAUUCAGGAACAAAGAUAUACAAAUAUUCUGAUAAUUACCUCUCAGCAUAAGGGUUCCUGUUCAGUGUUUCUGGCCUUUAGAAUGAGAAACAUUCAGAGAUGCAUAUGACUAUUGGCUGGGUUUUAUUUCGUGUAAUAGUGCAGUUGCAUUCUGGCCGUUUUGACCUCAUAGCUCCCAGUUCUGCGUCUUCAUAAUUGUAUGUAGCAAUAAGCUUGAAGAUCCUAGAGAUGUUGGCUUUAUGGACUCUUUCCAUGCACCAGUGAGCUGGCUAAAACCAUAACCCAAAAAUCUGGCCAGACUCUAAUACAGCCAGCGAUUCUCACCAGAAUAAAGACUUGUAGAUGCCCCUCCAGAGUUGCCUUCAAUGUAACUCAGUGAAUUACGGGUAUACUCAAAUAGACAGGUACAGUGCCUGCAUACUGUUAAACUUUAGCUUAUGGCCCUACUCCCUGAACUCCGCCUGUGAGAAGCCAAUGAAUCACUACAGUGUAAAUAAAACCUUUUUCUAAGGAGAUCAUUAGAUUUGCAUGAUUAAAAAAAUAAGUGUAAUGUGAAUUGGGUUCAAAUGUUCCCAGAUUGGACAUAGGGAAUGCAGCAAUAAAAUAAGUCUCGUUUUCAGUUCCUGUUACACAGAAUAGUGGAAACUAAGCUUUAUACUGUUGGUGGCAUCCAUGUCGUGGGUUAAUUUUAUCAGAACUUGUCUUGAGGCUCAGUGAUUUCUUGAAACACCAGAAAUAAGCAAGUUAUUCCCCAGCACCAGAAGCACAUGUCGCUUUGUGGCUCCAAGUUCAUUGGUGAAAAAGGAUGGUAGGUCCAUACCAAAGCCCUGGGUGUCCCCCAGCAUUAUUGGCUCUCCCUGUACCACACCUGUCAUUUGGUCUUAAUCUGCCACCAACUGAUCUUGUUGGAUGCCACCAAAUACUGUGAGUAGAAACUUAAGUAGUGUUUUCAAUUUAUUGUAUAUGUUCUUCUUUACGGUUGUUUUGUUUUGUUUUGUUUUGUUUUGUUUUUUAGGGUAGGCCUCUCCCAAAGCGUUUUAAGUAGGGGUGGUAGUUUGAAUAAAAAUGACCUCCGUAGGGUCAUGUAUUUGAAUGUUUAGUUGCCAGGGAGUAGAACCAUUUGAAGGUGUGUGUGUGUGUGUGUGUGUGUGUGUGUGUGUGUGUGUGUGUGUCUGUCUGUCUGUCUGUCUGUCUGUCUGUCUGUCUGUCUGUCUGCACCUGCUUGUGGUCCGGAUGUAUCUCUCAGCUAUUUCUCCAGUACCAUGCCUGCCUGCUGCCAUGCUGUCUGCCAUGAUGGUAGUGGACUACGCCUCUGAAACCGUAAGCUAGCCUCCAAUUAAAUGCUUUCUUUUGUAAGAGCGGCCUUGGUCAUGGGAUCUCUUCACAGUAAUAGAACAGUGACUAAGGAGGCUUGGCCAUCCCAUUCUUUUCUGAAGCGAGAAACAUAAUGUUUACUUAACUGAAGAAGCUGUGCUGUAUUUUGGGCUUUUCUAAAGGUUAAGUUCAUCUCUAAUGCAGCUUCUAGACCCCACUAUGGUCUCAAGUGCGCAUUUUGAGAAAUUUGAGUCCUAUCAACCCUGCCAUUUUCCUUAAAUGCCUUUCAAGCUUCUGACCGAUAUAUGUGCCAAGAUUCUUAGGCAUUUGGUAGGGUUGUUUUUGUGGGUGUCCAUUUAUGUCUGUUUUCUCUCCAGAUAGACCCAGUUCUUAGCCAUAGAACAUUUCCAUGAUGCCUCCACUAGAUGGUAAAAACAUGAGAGAAAAAAAGAACUAACCAUUUAUUUCAUAGUUCUUCCCAGCUUUGCCCUCAGUCCCAUCUUGCCAAAGAAGGACGAUGCUUCCACUGGUAAUUAUAGCAGACAUGACUAAAGUACCAUCUGAAUGUUGCUAAUAUUUAUUUUACUAAAGAGAGCUAGCAAAUAAUAAGUGAAAAUCCCAGCAGUUAGUCUAUACAUUUGUUCCCUGACUCCCGAAUGGUGUUUCUAAGAUGGUGGUAGGCUUUGAAGCUUGUUGAAUUGGUUCAGAUAUCACCGUUACUUUCAUUAGCUUGUUAAUGACUAAUUACUUUAAGUCUUACUUUUCUUCUGAACAUGAGGAUGAUCUCUACCUCAUAGGAUCAUUGUGAGACUCCAGUUAGCUUAUAUACAGAGUAAGUGGAUCUAGUCCAUGCCGAGUUCCUUCCUCUCCUUCACUUCUCUGCUUCAUUAAAGACCAAUACAGGGUCCCGAAUUAUAUUCGGGCCCUGAGUUCAGUUCCCAGCACCAGACAGGAAGGAAGUUAAGUCAGCAUUUCAGAUGUACAGACCACUCUUCCUUUCCACUUAAACAAGUUCUAACUCACUGAUUCUUAACCUGAGAUACAGUGGAAUCACUUCAGAGCUCUUUAAAAUGCAGUUCCGGGGCCCUGACCUGCUGAAUCAACUCGUCCCAGUGCCGAACAAAGCACUGGGAACCUACAUUUUAGUAUGCGUUGUAGCUAACUCUGAUGUAGGUGAGUGGUGAGCAAACCAUUGCCUUACCUGUUCCUUAUAGAAGUGUCCACUAGGGUUGGGGAUUUAGCUCAGUGGUAGAGCGCUUGCCUAGGAAGCGCAAGGCCCUGGGUUCGGUCCCCAGCUCCGGGGAAAAAAAAAAAGAAGUGUCCACUAGAUGGGUCUUUCUCACCUGCAGACAUUCACAUGGGAUUUAGAUUCUCUGUUCUCUGUCUUCCUGAUAAUCCCUAUUCCUGAUAGUUCCAGUGUGCCCCACUUACAGUGUAUUAUAUUUUCUUGGGUGUGUUUACCCCACUAGACUGUGAGCUCCUUGCGAGUCAGGAUGUAUCUUUAUUCUCAGUGCCAGAGACAUGACCUGAACCACAGAAGAAACUCAACUGUUGAACAAAUAAAUGAUACAGAUUUUAACCACAA
Messenger RNA from Rattus norvegicus (Norway rat), 3784 nucleotides. The record is from RefSeq and is a predicted model, not a curated record. Lineage: Eukaryota; Metazoa; Chordata; Mammalia; Rodentia; Muridae.